GCAAGGCGGAAGCGGCUCUCCGCACAGAAAUCGUGGGCGCGGGUUUGUAAGUUAGGAUGUAAGGUUGAAACAAUCAGGAGAGGAUCUCUCUGGUUUGGGGAAAUUGUCCGGUUCGUUAGGGAUUCUGUCUCUAGGCCUGUGUGGUUUUUGUUGUUGUUGCUGUUGUUCUUGGUGGGGCAGCGCCUUCCAGUGAUUUCAGUGAGAAUUUCCAGCGGACCAGACGGGUGGAGUGGAGGCGAGGAAGCCGCUUCGAAUCCCACGUUCCCCCGCCUCACCGAAUGUAACUUGGAGGGAGCGGAGCGAUUUCCUGGCGUGCUGGUGGGCUUGGCGUUUUGGCUGCUCACUGUCAAGACUCUGUAGUUUGGAAAGAACGAGCGUUUUUUUCUUGCAGGAAGACUAACAAGAGGAAAAUGUCUGUUUUCCCUAAAAUAUCUUUGAGACCUGAGGUUGAACAUUAUCUUAAAGAGGGCUUUUUGAAUAAGGAGGUUGUAUCUACUUCAGGUAAACAAGAAGCAGAAAGGAAGUUUGAAACCCUUUUAAAUCGCCUGUCGCACCCUCCAUCAUUCACAACAGUUAGAGUGAAUACACAUCUAGCCUCCAUACAGUGUGUGAAAAAUCUGUUACAUGAUGAACUUCAGAAGCAGUUUAAUGGAUUAAGUGUCCCUGUCUUUCAACACCCAGACCUCCAGGAUGUCUUACUUAUUCCAGUUGUUGGACCUAGAAAGAAUAUAAAAAAACAACAGUGUGAAGUUGUUGUUGGAGCACAGUGUGGCAAUGCAGUGUUAAGAGGAGCCCACAUCUAUGUUCCAGGAAUUGUGGCAGCUUCAAAAUUUAUGAAAGCUGGAGAUGUUGUUUCCGUAUACUCUGAUAUUAAAGGAAAAUGUAAGAAAGGGGCCAAAGAAUUUGAUGGAACAAAAAUAUUUAUUGGAAAUGGGAUUUCUGAACUAAGCCGUAAAGAAAUCUUCAAUGGGCUGCCUGAACUAAAAGGAAUAGGAAUAAGAAUGACAGAACCAGUAUAUCUCAGCCCUUCAUUUGACAACGUACUAUCCAGUUACUUAUAUUUACAGAAUUUGCCAUCUGCUGUAGUAACUCAUGUGCUAAAUCCUCAACCUGGAGAGAAAAUUCUAGACUUGUGUGCAGCACCUGGAGGCAAAACAACACACAUUGCAGCACUUAUGCAUGAUCAGGGAGAAGUAAUAGCACUGGAUAAAAUAUCCAAUAAAGUAGAAAAAAUAAAGCAGAAUGCUUUAUUGUUGGGACUGAAUUCCAUCAGGGCAUUUUGCUUUGAUGGAACAAAGGCACUUAAACUUGAUAUGAGCCAGGAUACAGAAGGGGAACCUCCAUUCUUACCAGAAUCUUUUGAUCGCAUUCUUCUUGAUGCACCCUGUAGUGGAAUGGGACAGAGACCUAACAUGGCUUGUACUUGGACACUGAAGGAAGUAACAUCAUAUCAACCAUUACAGCGAAAACUCUUUACUGUGGCAGUUCAGCUGCUGAAGCCAGGGGGCGUGCUGGUAUACAGCACAUGCACGGUGACACUGGCAGAAAAUGAAGAGCAAGUCGCCUGGGCCCUCGCCACAUUUCCUUGCCUUCAGCUUCAGCCCCAGGAACCCCUAAUUGGAGGAGAAGGAAUGGUGGGAGCUGGCCUAUCAUUAGAACAAUUGAAACAGCUGCAGCGAUUUGAUCCAUCUGUUGUGCCAUUGCAGGACACUGACAUUGAUUCCUUUAAAAACGCCAGAAUGGAAGACAUGAUUUGGCUGGCAAAUAAGGAUUGUAUUGGUUUUUUUAUUGCAAAGUUUGUAAAAUGCAAAAACACAUAGAAGGAUCUUCCGAAAUCAAAAUGUCAAGCAUUUGCUGUCGUCUUUUUCCCCCCACAGUGUUGGGCCAACUGAAUGAUGGAAUGGUUGCUCAGGAAACAGAAAGGCUGCCAGUGGUUUCACCAGGGAUGAAGAACACAGUGGGGGGUGCUAUAGGGUUACAUUCUGUGUUUUUAAGAGAAAUUUUUCAUCCUGGAUUAAGAACAGUAUAAUGAAAAGGAGAUGCCUGUAGGUGUCUGGAACAUUCUCUUUUGGGCUCUUGUGUUUUAAACUGUAAAGAAUAUACAUAGUUUUUAAUGUUAAAAUUAUUGAAUCUCAUAAAAGGAAUGAAAUACAAUAUUUAAUGUUUAUAAAAAUAAUUGUUUUCUAUUGCCAA
Messenger RNA from Oryctolagus cuniculus (rabbit), 2193 nucleotides. Lineage: Eukaryota; Metazoa; Chordata; Mammalia; Lagomorpha; Leporidae. The record is from RefSeq and is a predicted model, not a curated record.